Caenorhabditis bovis is the source of this 543-nucleotide messenger RNA. Lineage: Eukaryota; Metazoa; Nematoda; Chromadorea; Rhabditida; Rhabditidae. The record is from the annotation of a GenBank genome assembly.
AUGGAUCCAUCAAAAAAAAGAACGGAGGCUUUAUAUGCGGUGACUGCCAUGAUCAUCAAGCUCGGACUAUCGGAGAGAAAAAGAAGAGAAUUGUAUCGAAUUGUGGAUACUCUUCGAAUGCAUCAGGACAUCAUGCCUAAAAAUCUUCAGUGUUCGGAAGUGGAAAAUAAAGCAAAGAAUCUGUCAAAAGUCGACUACGAGAAAUACGAUGUUUGCACAAACUGUAGUUCAUACUUUGGUGGAAGAAAAUGCAAUAAUCCCGGAUGUUUUGAACAGAUUCAAAAAAAGAACGGGCGCAAAUUGUACCUUUAUGAUUCUGUAUCGCAGCUCAGUGAAAUCGUUGAGGUGUUCGGGGUUCCAGAAAUGCCGAAAGAUGAAGUACCUCCACCGUGUGCGCCUCGACUUCCCCAGGCCGCGUCUCGUGGCACGAGUACGCCGCGUCCGUGCGGGCUCUCUCAAAUCCGAAUCAACGAAUGUUCUCGAGACGCGCUCACAGCGGUACGGAACCUUCGAUCUCGGGACAAGGGAUAUCGCUACUUUUAA